Anopheles coustani is the source of this 2208-nucleotide messenger RNA. RefSeq names its product STAM-binding protein. Gene Ontology annotation, biological process: protein K63-linked deubiquitination. Gene Ontology annotation, cellular component: endosome; membrane. Lineage: Eukaryota; Metazoa; Arthropoda; Insecta; Diptera; Culicidae. The record is from RefSeq and is a predicted model, not a curated record. The coding region runs from base 98 to 1312 and encodes 404 amino acids. Gene Ontology annotation, molecular function: protein binding; metal-dependent deubiquitinase activity; K63-linked deubiquitinase activity. The transcript has 5 exons.
CAUCGAUGGAAUAUUUACAAUGGAUUAUUUCUGCGAAAAGUCAAAACGGCACUUCUGCAUUGAAUGCUGAUCGUCUAGUCGUGAAUAAAGUUGGCAAAUGGCAGAAAAGCAGUGGAAUACCGUGCAAAUGGGAGCUAUUGAGCCGCAUCAACGCCUGCAGAAGCUGAUUGCGGACAGUCAGCGCGUCUCAAUUGAUCCGACGAUGCCUAUAAAUCGCUACUAUCGCUCGGGGAAUCAAAUAGUGGAAACGGCCGAUAGAUCUCUGAGAGAGGGAAACUUUGAAAAGGCUUUCACCUUCUAUUUGCGCUUUGUAACGAUCUUCGUGGAACUUAUUCUGGACCAUCCCGGUUACAAAUCUGUGCUGCCGGGCGAUAAACAGCAAACAAAGGACAAAAUCAAGAAAAUUCUUCCGCGGGCUGAAGAAAUCAGAAAAAAACUGUUGGCAAAAUACACGACCGAGUACGAGAUUUACUUGAAACAGAUCAAGCUGCAAGCAGAGCGCGAUGAGCAGGAUCGCAAACAAGCGUCGACCUCGAACCCGGUGGAGCCAGCCACUGUAUCACCCGCUGCCCCAGCAGCCCCGACACCUAGCGCACCAAGCCAAGUGUCAUUGAUAAGCGACGAGGAUGCAAAACUCAUGGAUAAAGUUAUGUACCCGAGCGAUUUCCUGUCGGAUAGAAAUCAUGCGAGUGGACUGCCCGGCACCGGACUGUUGCUACCUGGUGCGGACAAACGGUUCGAUCGCUCGCUGAAACCGCAACCGGUGCCACCGAUGGUCCCUGCCAUGACCGGGUUUCGUUCGAUUGUCGUGCCUACUAACACGAUGAUGAAAUUUCUGGAGCAAGCUGCACAAAACACCACAGCAAAUUUGGAAACGUGUGCAAUUUUGGCCGGAAGCUUAGCGCAGGCCAAGUUCACUAUCACGCAUGUGAUAUUUCCGAAACAGUGUGGCACGGCGGACAGCUGUAAUACGAUGAAUGAGGAGGAAAUUGCCGUUGUACAAGAUCGACACAACCUUAUUACGCUAGGGUGGAUUCAUACGCACCCAUCGCAGACGGCAUUUCUUUCGUCGGUAGACCUACAUACUCACUGUUCUUACCAGCUUAUGCUGGAAGAGGCCAUUGCGAUUGUCUGCUCGCCAAAGUAUCAAGAAACUGGAUUUUUUAAUCUCACCCCGUUCGGAAUGGACUCAAUCUCUCAGUGCCGUCAGACCGGCUUUCAUCCGCAUUCUUCAGGUCAACCAUUAUUUUCGGAAGCCCAGCACAUCGUACUGAGCGAUGCGGUGGCCGUUAAAGUGAUUGAUCUGCGAUAAUUAAACGGAUACGUCUGUAUCUUGUACAUAGUCACAAUGAAUGUGAUGUAUAACGAUAAACCAUUGUGAACUUUGGUGUCUAACCAGUGUGAAGUGGUACCGGGAUAUGCAAUCGAUUGUCUUCAACUCCCGGUCAGAUUGUAUAUAUACGUAUAUUAUAUUUACGCACGCACAUUGUCUGAAGCAACAACACUUUAAAUUAACCGAUUUCCAAUCAACGCCUACAGCCGGAUUGUUGCUGUACUUUUCGUUUGCUUUGCUACCCGUAUCGAAACGUAAUCGUGGCGUCAAACUUUAACGGCUUGAACUUCGGAAAGACAGACCAACAUUGUCAUAAGAUAUUCAGAGUCGAAAUGCACUUAGUAUGCCGAUUAUCGAGUGCUCAUUCGAUAGUGUUUGUUUGCCGGUGGCCGGGCGAAUAAGACAGCUGCAAAAAGUUGUUUGUACCCUUCAACGUUUCAAUGCAUACUGAGCUGUUGUUAGCCCAAAAACAAAAAAAAACAAUCAAGCAACACUGUGUGCCUAGUCGUUUUGAGUAUCCGUUUACCGAAAAAUAAUUAGAAACCUUAUAGUUAAAGAGUAUUUAUAUGUGUCCAACAGCAGAAGCGCUAGGAAAAUCGAUAUUACGCUAUGUCAUGAAAUAAAGUUUAAAAUAUUGUCCAACGACAGAAACAAUUUUUCACAUUGUUACAGAAUAGCUCUCAUUUGAGAAACAUAUGUUGCAUUCAAUGAAUCAUUACAUCUCGUGGCUCGUGACAAAGCGCAAAGAAACGAUAAGCCGUUUUGGUAUUAAAUGGUUUUUCCUUUGUAAUGAUUGGACGGCACUAAGGUUAUUAUUACUUUUGUAAUCGUUUUACUAAUCAAUAAAAUGUUGUCUAAUCCAGAUCCUUUCUGCA